AAUUACCAGUUAUUUGCAUUUGAUAAAUUUUCAUCAUUUUUUUAUUGACUUUGACAAAGUCAGGCCUUAACUCCUCACAAUUCACUUCCUAUAACUAUAAGUGUAGUCAUAUAUUUUUUUGGCACUGGAUAAUUCUUCCCAAGUGCCCAAUUGUCAUGGCUUCUUAUGACUUCCUCUUCUUUCCCAUUUUCCUAGUUGCUACCCAUGCUUUUGAGUUUCAAUUCACUGGAUUCAAUAACAAUGAAAUUAGCAACCUCACCCUUGGUGGAGCUUCCAAAAUUGUCAAACCCCAAGGUACACUUGAGCUCACCACUCGAACACACAAUACUAUAGGCCAUGCAUUCUACAACAAACCAAUUCAAAUGUUUGACAAAACAAACAAUUCACUUCAAUCAAAUGUUUCUUCCUUCAGCACAUGCUUUGUCUUCUCAAUUGUACCCCCACCAGGUUCUUCCCCUGGCGGCUUUGGCCUCACCUUCGCCAUAGCUCCCUCGCCGCAACUUCCCGGAGCUUCCGCGGACCAUUUCCUUGGCCUCUUCAACUUAUCCAAUGAUAACAAUACCUCAAACCACAUCUUUGCUGUUGAAUUUGACACAGUGAAUGGUUACAAAGACUCAUCAGACACUGAAGGGAACCAUGUUGGAGUGAAUUUGAACAGCAUGUCCUCAAUUAUCUCUGAGCCUGUGGCUUACUAUGCAGAAGGCACUGAUGCAAGGAAGGAAGAUUUCAACAUGGAGAAAGCUGAUGCUGUUUCUGCUUGGAUAGAAUAUGAUGGUGAGACACAAAUUUUGAAUGUAACAGUAGCCCCUUUUUUAGUACCAAAACCAAGCAAACCUCUUAUAUCUAAAGUCGUUGAUCUUAAGUCUAUCAUGAAGGAAGACAUGUUUGUUGGUUUCUCAGCUUCAACAGGACAGAGAAAAGCAAGUUCUCAUUUUAUUUUGGGAUGGAGUUUUUCAUUGAAUGGAGCUGCUCCUCAACUCAACAUUUCACAGCUUCCAAAUCCACCAAGCAAGGAGAAAGAUCCAUCCUCAUUUCCUUGGGCCAAGGUUGCAAUUGGCUUAAUCUCUGCUUUGACAUUUACCUUGUUGUGUGUUUUAUGUUUACUAACACUUUACAAGAGAUACACGCAAUUUGAAACUCUUGAGGACUGGGAGAUGGAGUGUCCUCACAGAUUCAGAUAUAAAGAUCUUCUCAUUGCAACCAAUGGUUUCAAAGAGAGCCUGCUAAUUGGAGUUGGAGGGUUUGGUUCUGUUUACAAAGGUGUGUUGCCUAGCACAGGAAAUGAGGUUGCUGUUAAAAGAAUCAUGAGCAACCCAAUGCAAGGAAUGAGGGAAUUUGCAGCUGAGAUUGAAAGCUUAGGAAGAUUGAGGCACAAGAAUUUGGUCAAUCUUCAAGGGUGGUGUAAGAACAAGAAUGAUCUAAUCCUAAUCUAUGAUUACAUUCCAAAUGGGAGUCUUGAUUCACUUCUAUACAAUGAAAAUCUUGCUUUGGAUUGGGAUCAGAGGUUUAAAAUUCUCAAAGGGGUAGCUGCUGGUUUAUUAUAUCUUCAUGAAGAGUGGGAGAAAGUGGUGAUUCAUAGAGAUGUGAAAUCUAGUAACAUUCUAAUUGAUGAGGAAUUGAAUGCUCGUUUAGGUGAUUUCGGGCUAGCGAGGCUUUGUGAUCAUGAUCAAGUGUCACACACAACAAGUGUGGUUGGCACAAUUGGGUACAUGGCACCAGAGUUAACUAGGACUGCAAAAGCUUCUACAAGCUCUGAUGUGUAUGCAUUUGGGGUUCUGCUACUUGAAGUUGUUGCUGGGAAAAGACCAGUGGGCUCAGGUCAGUUUUUCUUGGUGGAUUGGGUUAUUGAAAAUCUCCAACUUGGUCAGAUUCUUAAAGUGGUUGAUCCUAACCUGGAUUCAGUUUAUGAUGAGGAAGAAGUGGAGUUGGUUCUGAAAUUGGGUCUCCUUUGCACUCAACAAGGAGCAAGUUAUAGGCCAACCAUGAAACAAGUGACUAGGUACCUAAAUUUUGAUGACCCUCUACCUGAUUUUGAUUGGAGACACUAUGAUGAUUCUCUGAGCAGCAGAACGAGCUCAAGUUUCUUAGGAGACAUGUCUUCAUCCUCAUACACCUUGUCCUCCAUUGGUAGGAGUGCAAUAUUGUCUAUAGAAACUACUAGAUAGCCAAGAUUAUUUGUCAAGUUUGUUUUGUUCUUUCUUCAAAAUAAUCCCUUCAUUUUUUUGCUCCUCUAUAGUUUCAGUAUAUGCUUUCCAAUCUUCCCACAAUAUAGAGCUUGAUGGACCUCUAUGAUCUUGUACAAAAUAUUCGUUUGUGUUGAGCAGAAGAGAAAGGGAGAUGAACCAAGGAAUAUUCAUGAAUACACACAUUUUACAUGCAUAAAAAGGGAAUUCUACAUCAAAA
Messenger RNA from Lotus japonicus, 2403 nucleotides. RefSeq names its product lectin-domain containing receptor kinase VI.3-like. Bases 156 to 2165 code for a protein of 669 amino acids. The record is from RefSeq and is a predicted model, not a curated record. Lineage: Eukaryota; Viridiplantae; Streptophyta; Magnoliopsida; Fabales; Fabaceae. Gene Ontology annotation, biological process: protein phosphorylation. Gene Ontology annotation, cellular component: plasma membrane. Gene Ontology annotation, molecular function: carbohydrate binding; ATP binding; protein kinase activity. The transcript has a single exon.